GAUCUUUUGGUUAAGAUAAACAUGUGUGAACGAGUAUUUUCGUUUAGAAGGGUUGAUUAGUCUCUAAAUUACUAUCUUUGUGAAAUUUGUUACAUUGUAUUUGCAGCUCUGUCUGGUGAUAUGAGCAAACUUCUCUUGGCAGCAAAGAAGAUAAGAAGAGCAACAUGUACAUAAUUUUGAUUUUGUUUAUGCUUUGAAUUUCAGAUGGCGAUUCGUUUCAAUUUGGGUUUCUCCGAUUAAGCUAACGGUUCUCCAAUUUGGAGGAACCAUUGGAGUUUAAGGAAAUGGCGACUCCAAUUGAGCUUCCAAACAGGAUAAGAGCGGAAGGGAAGCAUUAUUAUUCCAUGUGGCAUAUGCUAUUUGAGAUCGACACUAAAUAUGUGCCGUUUAAGCCGAUUGGUCGGGGAGCGUAUGGGAUUGUAUGUUCUUCUCUUCUUAGAUCUGGAACCAGAACCAGGAGGGCGACCUCUUCCUAUCUUUGAAUCCAAUGGCAAUGAUGAAGAAUUAUUGAGGAAUGACGAAUCGAAUGGUAUAUCCAAUUGUUCUAGAAGCCCUUUUGAAACUUCAUCAAAUUGAUGAUGCAGAAUUAAUUUUGUCACAUGCUCCGAAAUCGGAUCCACAAAUUAAUCAUUCACCUUUUGAAGCAAUAUAUUUUGGGAUGUUUGCUGAAGCUUAUUCCUUCUAUGUCAGAACACAGAUUCAGAUCGCAUUCGGAAGGUUUGAGAAUGCGGUUACAUCUGUAGAGAAGGCAAAUCAUAUUGAUCUCCAAAAUAUUGAAAUUGCUGGAAAAUGAUUUUAUAUUUUUUUCUUUUGCAUUUAAACGUGUGCAAACCAUGAUUUAAAUAUGUACAAGGCAUGUUUUUACCAGUUACUUUUAUGUCAUGUUUUUCUUAUGUACUCAACAUUUAUUGUUUAGGGUUGUUGAAUCUGAUGAAGUUUCUGUUUGGUUUUGCAGUUUUGUAACGAGUAUGUUGUUCCAAGGUAUAUAAUGGGUAUUGUUAAGAAAGUCACUGCUGGAAAAUGAUUUUAUAUUUUUUUCUUUUGCAUUUAAACGUGUGCAAAC
Vicia villosa (hairy vetch) is the source of this 1063-nucleotide messenger RNA. Its product is annotated as TPR repeat-containing thioredoxin TTL2-like. The coding region runs from base 515 to 793 and encodes 92 amino acids. Gene Ontology annotation, cellular component: cytoplasm. Gene Ontology annotation, molecular function: protein binding. The transcript is spliced from 4 exons. The record is from RefSeq and is a predicted model, not a curated record. NCBI's taxonomy places the organism in Eukaryota, Viridiplantae, Streptophyta, Magnoliopsida, Fabales, Fabaceae.